AUGGAGGAAGAGGAGAGAUAUGAGCAUUUACCUUCAUAUGAGUUUUACAACAAACUUAAUGAAAAUGUACCCGACGAAGAUAAAGAAAAGCCUAAUAAAUAUUGGAAGAGAAUAGAGCCAAUAUUUGAACCGUCAGAAUGGGUUCGUGAGAUUGUUUAUAAAUUACAGAGAAAUGUGACAUUUUUAAAUGAAAAUCGUGAUGGUGAUAAAUUAUAUGGAAAGCAUUGUUAUGAUUUGAAUUAUUGGCUAUACGAACAAGUGUAUAAAAAUUCAGGUUUAAAUGAUAAUAGUUUAAGUUUUUUUAUAACAUUAGACAUACUUUUAAAUAGCUGGGAGAAUAUGAAUGCUGAUAAAUUUAAUGGUAAUAAAGAUAUAUGUCAACCAGAUAAUACAUUAGUAGAUAUAAACUAUUUAAAAGAAAUUAAAUAUUUAGCUGAUUAUGUUGAAAAUUUUGAGACUAUUAAAUCUGCGGCUAUAGAAGAUACUAAUAAAGCUUGUAAUGUAUAUAUUGAUUAUUUACGAUCUGCAAUUCCAGCUUAUUAUGAAUGGAAUACAGUAUGUACAAUAGACGAGGAAAAUCUAUGUAAUAAAUACAUUCGAGAUUAUGAAAAAUACAACCCUAAAGGUGUAUUAUGCAAUUUAUCUGUCACUGGACUUGCAUUUGCACAGUUAUUUAAUCAAUGCUAUAAGAGCAUUGUAAAUAUAUUCAUAAAUGUAAAUAACGCGCCUGUACGAACAACAAUAAAACUUAGAAAUGGAUUAGAAACUAUAUCUUAUGGAAUUACAGAAAAUAAAGGAAGAACAUUAUCUGAAGUUGAAACUGCUAUUCAAGAACCAGCUGAUUUUCUUGCUUAUCUAAUAUAUAUUCUUAAAUCAGUAUAUAAUACAAUUAGCGAAAUAUAUAUCAAUAACUAUAAUGAUAUAAUAUUAUUAAUUGUAUUAUUUUCUGGAAUCCUAAUAACCUGUUUUGGAGUAUACAAAAUUUCUAAGAUUGUAAAAUCCACAUCCAAUGUACAAAAUAGGAGCCAAAACACACAGGCAGAAAUACCCUUAUAG
This is a messenger RNA of Plasmodium yoelii, 1056 nucleotides long. Its product is annotated as PIR protein. The transcript is spliced from 3 exons. Lineage: Eukaryota; Apicomplexa; Aconoidasida; Haemosporida; Plasmodiidae. The coding region runs from base 1 to 1056 and encodes 351 amino acids. The record is from RefSeq and is a predicted model, not a curated record.